Molecule: messenger RNA, 1113 nt
Organism: Exserohilum turcica Et28A
Lineage: Eukaryota; Fungi; Ascomycota; Dothideomycetes; Pleosporales; Pleosporaceae
Exons: 1
Coding region: 1-810 (269 amino acids)
Source: RefSeq, a predicted model, not a curated record
AUGGUCCGAGAUGUCUUUGCGCUCCACGCCAUCGUCGCCGGCGAUGACAUGAGGUUCCCCUUCUCCCUCCGGGAUUACCAGCGCUACAUCUUUGGCGACGACAGAGUGGCCCAUCGUCUCGGCACGGACCUCGCCAAGGCCUUCAUUCCCACCAUCUCCAGCCCUCCACUCGACUUCGCCGUUGCCGUCUUAUCCGAGAAGGUCCCCACGGCCACUCACAGCCUGCGCAACCACUUUGUUGCUUACCUCAACCGCCAUCUCAUUGCCAACAACGCUGCGCCCGCCCUCAAGCUCGACUUCCACCAUGUGGGGGCCUCUGCCAAAAAAGCCCGGGGCGGUCCGCCCCCCGCCACAGCCACAGCCGCCGUCUACCACAUCGACACGCAGCGUCUGCAGAACCGCACCCUCAUAGUCCUCGCCGACAUCAGGACCGGCCAAGACCGCGAAGACCGCAUCCGCGCCUCGUUUGCCGUCCAGGGCAUCACCACCGUCUUCGCCUACCUGGCCGCCCUCGACGAUGCCGCCGCCACCCCCCAACUCUCCACCUUUCUCUCGUCCGUCGUCAGCCCGUCCAUCAAGGACAUUGAGAGCAUUGCCCAGGGCCCCAGCUUCGUCAUGAACGAGUGCUUUGUCAAGUUUAUCCUCGAGAGGGACGACGUCGAGUUUUGCCAGUUCAUCAGGCGCCAAGACGACCACUUUGCUCGGCUGUUGCUGGAUCAUGCCAUCAAUAGUCACUACCACGACGACGACGAGCACAAAGGCAACGUCAGGUUUCUGCUGUGGGAGAUCCAAGCACGCGAGAGCGUAUAGCUUGCAAAAGCCAUUCUCGACUUCAUGUAACAGUGAACAACGAGCGCGGCAACAAACAAUUCACAUCUUCAUCCUUUGACUCAUCCGUCUUCGCCAUAACGUUUGACCAAGCUUCUGUCACGAACCAAGCAUUGGCUGGUGAUAGCGCCACAUGCGUCUGGUUAGGAAAUGCGCCGGAGAAGGAACGAAUACCACAAGGGACGGGCCAUGCACAUCACUAUGACUUGCAUGCCACACUCAGACGGUAGUGAUGGUGACUGGCCACUGCGACUGUCACAUGACACGCCUCGAGGCACUGCCAAC